GUCUGGUGCCUCCACCUGCCAUACGAAGGCAGGGCUUCAUGGUCACCUGACUGAUAGAGGAACAACAAGGUAAACUCAAGUCCUCUCCGGAGAACUUCAUCGGGUAGGGGCGUGGGAUCUACUCUGUGCAACCUCCGAACAAACGUCGUCAAUUCCGUGAGACGCUCAGGUGGCUUCAGAUAGAACUCUUGGAUUCUUCUCCUUGAGGAUCUUUGCGGACGUGGAUGAAUUCGAAGUCAGUACUUCCGGAAUAGUCAACUCCCAAUGAAAGACGGUGCCCGACAGAAUGACACUUCCGGAAGGAAACACGUCUGCAGCCUCUCCUUUCCCCACCUGGGCUCGCAAUCAAUGUGCUCGCGGAUGCACGAAAUGCCUGAUUGAGAUCUCAACGUCUCCUCAGUGAGGGAACAUCGUGAAAAUUCCAUGUUUUCAGAUGAGGUCGCCGGUCGAGCUCCAGAAAGAGCUGGUUUGCAUCGAUGUCGAGCUAAAAUCCCUGAUACGAGAAAUCCUUUCUUGCGGAGAUCUUGAUGGAGUUUCGAGGAAGAAUCGUGAGGCUUCGGAUGCUAUGCACAAAAUGAAUCGAAUGAUCCGGGAGAUCGGGAACCUCGCGGAAGCGGCUCCGAGAGUCAACCGAGAGGAGAUGAUGAGUCUCGUCGACACGUACCGCAAAGUCCAACUCGACAAUCAGUCAGCUCUUCGGAGGGCCAACGUCACCGCGCAGAAAGCACUGGACAACAAACAGAGAUCUGAGCUGUUUCACACCGACGCGAUUCCCGGCCGAGAGGACGGCAUCAGGAAGCGGGGAAAAAUGGAGAGCGAGGUCCUUGUCCGGAGCUCCGGUAGUGUCAAUGCCAACCUUCUCACGAUAUCUCGCAUCAUGAGCGACCAGGUCCAGUCAUCGAACACAGCCCUGAGUCAGCUCGAGGAGACGUCUUCGAGGAUCGUCGAGAACUGCGAAGAAGCCAAGAGCAUGGGAAAUGUCAUACACCAAUCUUCGAAGUUGCUGACUAAAUACGACCGCAGAGAAACCACGGACAAGAUCUUGAUAUUUUUCAGUUUCUUGUUUUUUUACGCUUGUGUUUUCUAUGUUAUCAAGAAACGAGCGGGUAUCCCUUUCUCGUGGGUUUGGAGUUGGCUCUUCUGAACUGCCAGGCCCCGUUCAUGUGAUCUCUCGCUCAUGUAAAUAAAACUUCUCAGCGUCC
This is a messenger RNA of Galendromus occidentalis (western predatory mite), 1202 nucleotides long. It is a transcript of the gene Sec20, whose product is annotated as vesicle transport protein Sec20. Bases 434 to 1144 code for a protein of 236 amino acids. Gene Ontology annotation, biological process: retrograde vesicle-mediated transport, Golgi to endoplasmic reticulum. Gene Ontology annotation, cellular component: SNARE complex; endoplasmic reticulum. Gene Ontology annotation, molecular function: SNAP receptor activity. The record is from RefSeq and is a predicted model, not a curated record. The transcript has 3 exons. NCBI's taxonomy places the organism in Eukaryota, Metazoa, Arthropoda, Arachnida, Mesostigmata, Phytoseiidae.